CCCCGGCCCUCCCUUUCUCCUUCACCGCGGCCCCUCCGCGCGUGACAGAGCGCGGCCGAGGCGGAGGCGGCGCCGGGGCGGGCGGGUCCCCUGUUUUCGGCCAGGGGAGCCUUUGAGCGGCGCCCAGCUAGGAGACCCUGGAAGAAGAUCAAGAAAUUGCCCCGGGGGGAAAGCGAAGCGUUCUCCGCAACCCGCCCCUCCCUCGUCACGUGGCCACGCUGGGCGGAAAGAGGGAACCCAAGGCCAGGAGGCCCAGAAAGGAGCAAUGAUGCUGCCCAAACCUGGGAUCUAUUACUUCCCCUGGGAGGUCAGUGCCGGCCAAGUUCCUGAUGGGGACACACUGAGAACGUUUGGCAGGUUGUACAGCUACGACAUGACAAAGUCCCGAGUGACCCUGAUGGCUCAGCACAGAUCUGACCAGCACCCAAUCCUCGUCUGUACCAAGUUGGUGGAACCGUUCCAAGCCCAGGUGGGCUCCCUCUACAUGGUCCUUGGGGAGCUGGAGCACCAGAAGGGUGAGAAAACUAAGGCUCGGAGAGGAUGGGGCUGGAGUAACAGGCCAGGAAGUCAGGAUGGAGACUGCGUGGUGAAGGCCCGGGUGCUGACUUGUGUGGAAGGAAUGAAUCUCCCCUUGUUAGAACAAGCCAUCCGGGAGCAGAGGCUGUACCAACGAGAGAGGGACAGCAGCCAGUAGAAAGCGAAACAGCAGCUCCUGGCAAACCGCCCCACCCCCUCCCCGCCACCGCCCCCGCGCUGGAGCUGCCGCCGAGAAGAUGCAGGAGCUUCCUGGAGAGAAGAGGGGAGGGGUUGUUCAAUGGGAUUGCCCCAGAAAUGGAAGCCUAGAGAUCAGAGGCCGCGCUCUGGGGCCCUGGGGGAUGGGCCCCGUGUGGAUCCUGGAGGGUUGCAGAAGGUCCUCGUGAAUAAAGCCAUGUGGUGUGACGUAGCAGUGCGUGCACGUGGUGCAGCGCCGGCAGGGGCCAGCAGGGGGAACCUCGGAGCAGGCAGCCGGCCCGGCAGUGAGGCUGCGGGAGCGCAGGGUUUGUGGUGAAUUCUGGGCUGGGGGCCUGACGGGAGGGCGCUGGGGACGCUUAGGACCUGGUGGGGGGCCCGGGACACAGUGGGUGCUGCUCCUGCCAAGGUUCUGACCUCUGUCCUGAGUUGACCCCGGCCCCCCCUGGGCGGCCCCUCUGGGCAGCCUUCUUCCCCCCGGGGUCCAGGCCUGGCUGGGCAGGGGCGGGGGCUGGGGCAGAAGAAGUUUGGGCCCUCCUGUGCUCCGUAGCCCGGUUCAGGGCAGCUGCUUCCUGGGGCCUGGGGUUUUCUGCCUGGCCUGGGCUGGGCGAGGGGCAUCCCUGCGCCACACCAGGUUCUCGGGCAUGGGCUGGGGCUGGGGCUGGGGCUU
Molecule: messenger RNA, 1399 nt
Organism: Globicephala melas (long-finned pilot whale)
Lineage: Eukaryota; Metazoa; Chordata; Mammalia; Artiodactyla; Delphinidae
Gene: TEN1
Product: TEN1 subunit of CST complex
Biological process (GO): negative regulation of telomere maintenance via telomerase
Cellular component (GO): CST complex
Molecular function (GO): telomerase inhibitor activity; telomeric repeat DNA binding; single-stranded DNA binding
Source: RefSeq, a predicted model, not a curated record